AUGCAGCAGCGGCGCGAUGAAAUCCUGGCGAAGAAGGCGAAGCUCGCAGAGCUGAAGCGCCAGCGCGAGCUGCGCACGCAGGCGUCUGCCAGCCGGCACAGCAUAGGCCAGGCCGACCUCAUAUCGCCGGUGCCUGGACGGGCGGAUAACCGGCGGGAGAUUGAGUCGCUGAUCAACAGCCUGGUGGGCGAGAGCCGGCCGGGAUCGACGACAACGGGCGGGGCGGCAUCGCCGGCGCUCAGGGGCAGCCGGCCAAACAGCGUGUUGAGUGCGGGUGAGAUGAGCAACGCGACGUCCGAGUUUGCGCUGUCAGCAAACUUGCAGGCGGCAACGGGGCCGACGUCACAGCCGCAGGUGCUGACGACGGUGUCGCUGACGACGAUCUACGAGUGUCCGCCGUCGCCGGUGAAGGAGAUCUACUCGUACAGCAAGGGCGUGCAGACGACGGACGACCUGUUGCCGCCAGCACCUUUGCAGAACCAGGGAGCGUACGAUUCGGACGGCGACGAUCCGCUGGCGAUGACGACGGCGAGCAAGCGGAUGAGCCGGCGGGGCCGGGACCGGGAAGAGGAGCUGCGCAAGAACAUCCGGCGGGAGGUGGAGGAAGAGCUGCUGGCGACGCGGGAGCAUCUUGCAGGCCAGGAAGACGCACGAGUCGAGGCAGAGACGGCCAACUACCCGGCACGGGUGCUGACGACAGAGGAGCUGGAGGCGGUGACGUCGUCGGUGGAUUUUGCGGACUUUCUGGAACGGUCGACCAAGGUGAUCGAGAAGGCGCUGGACCUGGAAUACGACAUCCUGACGGACUACACGCUGCAGGCAUACGACAAGGACGAGGAGGACGAGCAGGGCAACGUGGGCGGCCGGGGACGGCGGAAGGUGAAGGAGAUCCGGCAGUUCUACGACGAGAAGUGGUCGCGCAAGCGGAUGAUCACGUCCAUCGACUUUUCGCCCAAGUUCCCGGACCUGAUGCUGGCAUCGUACACGAAGAAUCCAGCAGCACCGCACGAGCCUGACGGAGUGGUGCAGGUAUGGAGCCUCAAUCUGCACGACCGACCCGAGUUUGUGUUCCACGCGCAGUCGGACAUCCUGACAGCACGCUUCUCGCCCUUCAACCCGAACCUGAUUUUUGGCGGGACGUACAGCGGGCAAGUGCUGGUGUGGGACACGCGGGCACGCUCGGCGCCGGUGCAGAAGACACCGCUGACGGGAUCGGGACACACGCACCCGGUAUACGCGCUGGACAUUGUGGGGACGCAGAACGCCAACAACAUCAUCAGCUGCAGCACGGACGGGGUGGUGUGUGGGUGGGCUGAGAACAUGCUGGCACAGCCACAGGAGUUUCUGUCGCUGACGGUGCCGCCACCAAGCAAGAUCGACGACCUGGCGCCGACGAGCCUGGCGUUUCCGGACGCGGACCCGACGUUUUUCCUAGUCGGCUCCGAGGAAGGCACGAUCUACCCGUGCCACCGAUACGACCGAGCCGGGGCCAAGGCAGGUGUGGACGCGCGGGUGAGCUACCGGGGCCACGCGGCGCCGGUGAUGUCGGUGGACUUCCAUCCUGCACGCGGGCCGGUAGACCUGGGCGACCUGGUGCUGUCGGCGAGCCUGGACUGGUCGGUGAAGCUGUGGAAGGUGCGGGCGCCAGCAGCGACGAGUACGGUGGUGGCGGGGGGGGCAGCCGGACCGGGCGUCGGGGGCGGCGGUGUGGGCGGCAUUGGGAGCAUUGGCGGGAUCGGGGGUGCCGGCAGCGGCAGCGGCAGCAGCAGCAGCGAUGGCGUGGUGACGCCGCUGAUGGACUUUGUGCGCGAGGAUGUGGUGUACGAUGCGGCCUGGUCGCCGGUGAAGCCGGGUGUCUUCAGUCUCGUGGACGGGGCCGGCUGGCUGGAGCUAUGGGACAUCACGGUGGAGACGGAGGAGCCGGUGGCACGGAUCAGCCCGAGUCCGCGCAAGGAUGGCCGCUCGCUGCUGGCCAACAGUCUCAACAAGGUGGCCUGGGACAAGAGCGACGGGCGGCGGCUGGCAACGGGCGGCAUUGCCGGGACGCUGACCGUGUUUGAGGUGGGGCCGGACCUAGGCGGGAAGGAGAACCUGCGGACUCCCCGCCUCAAGUAUCUUACAGAGCCAAGCUAUAGCACCGCCAAACCCAUCACCACCAUGGCUCCAUCCACAAAGGUCAGCGAGCUUCUGGCCGAGGCCGAGAAGACAUCAGACGCCGGACCGGCGCUGCUGUCGAUGCUGGAGACGCUGCCAACGAUAUCGAGCGCGGCCACGAUGGCCGACGACCUGAAGGCGAUUGGCGACAGCGUGUUCGACCUGUCGACGGGCAUCAUGUCGGCACGAGCAGUGCUAGACGGGCUGGUGAAGGCGCUGCGGGACAGCGAGAGCGGUGAGCUGCAGAUAGCAGUGGGUGAACACGUGCUGCAGCGACUGGGAGCAGGAUCUAGUUCAGGCUCAGGCCCAGGCUUGGGCUCGGGCUCAGGCUCAGGCUCAGGAUCAGGAUCCGGAGGGACAACCCAGGCGAGCUUCCUGGAGCAGGCGGCGACGCUGAGCGAGCUGGUGGCGACGGCACAGGAAGCAGCGGAGAACUACGUGGAAGCAGCGCGGCUGCUAGCAACGAUUCCGCUGGACGGCAGCGCACGGCGAGUCAGCCAGGAGGACAAGGUGCGGGUGUGGGUGCGGAUCGUGCGGGACUAUCUGGAGGUGGAUGACAGCACGAGCGCGGAGGCAUACCUGAACAAGAUCAAGGGGGUGCUGUACGAGGUGGAGGACGCGGAGCUGAAGCUGCACUUCCGGCUGUCGCAGGCGCGGAUCAACGACGCCAAGCGCGAGUUUCUGGCUGCGAGCACGGCCUACCACGACAUCAGCUACAGCACGGCCAUCGCCGAGGACGAGCGGCUGCACACGCUGGGCGUGGCGGUGACGUGUGCGAUCCUGGCACCGGCAGGGCCGACGCGCAGCCGCGUGCUAGCCCGGCUUUACAAGGACGAGCGAGCUGCCAGCCUGCCGGCCUUUGCCAUGCUCGAGAACAUGUUUCUCGACCGGCUGCUGACGGCCUCGGACGUGGCUCAGUUUGCCCGCAGCCUGCAGCCACACCAGCUGGCUACCACGGCUGACGGCCAGACCGUGCUCGCCCGUGCCGUCGUCGAGCACAACCUGCUCGGCGUCUCGCGGCUGUAUCGCAAUAUUCGCCUCGCCGACCUCGCCGACCUGCUCGCACUGGCCCCCGAUCGCGCCGAGGAGACGACCGCCCGCAUGAUCGAACAGGGCCGCCUGCUCGGCCGUAUUGACCAGAUCGCCGCCGUCGUCUGGUUCGAGGGCGGCGACGCCUCCGGCCGCAAGGGCUCCGGCCGCGCCGAAAGCCGCGUCGACAGCGAGCUCCGCCUCUGGGACGCCAACGUCCAGAGCCUCGCCGAAGAGGUCGAGAGCAUCACCAACGCCAUCCAGCGUGACUUUCCCGACUUUGCCGCUCGCAAUCUCGUCGUCUAG
This is a messenger RNA of Grosmannia clavigera kw1407, 3489 nucleotides long. RefSeq names its product dynein intermediate. The transcript has 4 exons. NCBI's taxonomy places the organism in Eukaryota, Fungi, Ascomycota, Sordariomycetes, Ophiostomatales, Ophiostomataceae. The coding region runs from base 1 to 3489 and encodes 1162 amino acids. The record is from RefSeq and is a predicted model, not a curated record. Gene Ontology annotation, biological process: transport along microtubule. Gene Ontology annotation, molecular function: dynein light chain binding; dynein heavy chain binding. Gene Ontology annotation, cellular component: cytoplasmic dynein complex.